AUGGGUGACAGAGUUUUAUUGAAAGUGUAUUAUUUUGGUCAAAUUUUAUUACAAACAUCUGAAGGAGUAAGAUUUGUUUGUGAAAAUCCGUUAGAUGUUGUGAUUCCUUUCACAAUAUCAUUUGAAGAGCUCAAAGGUGUGAUAUGUGAAAAUGUUCAAUCUGAGAGGGCAAGAAGAGUGGCCUGUAUUCUAUAUAGAUAUCCUAUACAAGUAUUUGGUAGAUUCGUCCAGUUUCAAACGAAAUAUGUAACGGAUGAAGCGAGCAUGCAAGAGAUGUUUUCAAUGUAUAUUGAAAGUCGGAGUCAACUCGCGUUCAUCGAGUUGUAUGUUGAGUUUGAGCAAUUUGAGGCCGACCGGAAUAUUCUACGGGAAGAUUACAACAGUGAUAGCGAAGAAGAGUUCGAAAGCAACUACGAAGUUGUUGGUCCAGAUGGAGAUGAAGAUCAAGGUGACGGAGCUGUGGCUACGGAUGUGUCAGAUGUGGCAAAUGCACUUGCAAACGAAAUGCCGUUUCAGGAGCCAUCAUUCAUGCGAGUUUUGGAUCUGGAAGCCAUGCAUGUUCUGGAGUUUCCGGAUUAUACCACUGCAGAAAUUCCUUUUAUCGCAGAUGGUGAAUUUGCCGUUGGGAUGGAAUUCAGUUCAAGGGAAAGUGUUAUUAAGGCGAUAAAAGAGUAUACCAUACGAAGAAGCGUAGACUAUCGGGUGUAUGAGUCUGGGCCGUUGACAUUUUACGCUAAGUGUACACAGUAUGGGUCAGGGUGUGAUUGGCUUAUCCGGGUUAGCAUGAUUAGCCGGAAGUACUGUUGGGUUAUAAGGAGGUAUAAUGGCAGUCACACAUGUACGAGAGCAACAAUUUCUCAGGAUCAUUCGAAGUUGGAUUCGAAUACAAUUACAGAGGCAAUAAAGCCAUUGGUUGAGGCUGACCCCGCCAUAAAGGUGAAAUCGGUUAUAGCAGAGGUGCAAUCGAAGUUCAAUUACACCGUUAGUUAUCGGAAAGCAUGGUUGGCUAAGCAAAAGGCAGUGGAAAAAAUAUUUGGAGGCGGGGAAGCAUCGUACGAAGCCUUGCCUAUAUGGUUUGAGGCCAUGUGUCAUAAGGAGCCAUCAGCUGUUGUUUAUUUUGAGACUAUGCCUGCAUAUCAAGGUGAUGACUUGGUGACUGAUAUUCGGAUUUUGCAUCGGGUGUUUUGGAGUUAUUACCCCUGCAUUAGGGCAUUCAGACAUUGUAAGCCCGUUGUCCAGGUGGAUGAGACACACUUGUAUGGAAAGUACAAGGGUUGUCUACUAGUGGCCAUUUCACAAGAUGGCAAUAACAAUAUCGUCCCAAUUGCAUUCCAUGUUGUAACUCGGGAUGGUGUGGGACUGAUAUCCGACCGUCAUGAAUCCAUAAAUGCCGCUGUGGAAAGGAGUAACGGUGCUUGGUCACCUCCAAGAGCUUUCCAUAUGUUUUGCAUAAGGCAUAUAGAAUCCAAUUUUCUUAGAAAAUUCAAGGCGCCGUACUUGCAGAAACUCGUUGUCAAUUUAGGAUAUUCGAGGACGGUGUGGGAGUAUGAAGUACGAUACCAGCGUUUACGAGAACGGGGCGAGGCCUACACUAACUGGUUAAACCGAAUCCCCCGCGAACAGUACGCAUUGGCUUUUGAUGGUGGAUAUCGAUGGGGUCAUAUGACGACGAAUCUAGUGGAAUGCAUCAACUCAGUAUUGAAGGGUGCUCGCAAUCUACCCGUUACUGCCCUUGUGAAGGCAACAUUUUACAGACUUAACGAGUUGUUCACACGAAAAAGAGCGGAGGCAGAAGAUCGGAUUAAUGCUGGGCAUGUGUUUUCUGAUGCAGUUACCUCGAAGUUGCAUGCAAACCAACUUGCAUCAGGAAACAUACAGGUUAGUUGCUUUGACCGGCAGAAUGAGGUGUUUGAGGUGCGUGAGAUGCCAAGUGGACUGGAGUUUGCAGUCGACCUACGAGGCCUUCGAUGUGAUUGUGGUGAGUUCCAGGUGGAUAGAAUUCCUUGUCGACAUGUGUUCGCUUGUUGUGCCAACCAGCGACUAGACUGGCAACUAUAUGUGCAUGACGUGUAUAAAAUGGAUCAAGUUCGGCGGGUGUACCGAGCAAGGUUUAGGCCGCUAGGUAAUCCUACUACAUGGCCUGCUUACAAUGAACCUCGGUUCAUCCCAAAUCCAUUCCUGAGAUGA
Molecule: messenger RNA, 2187 nt
Organism: Arachis stenosperma
Lineage: Eukaryota; Viridiplantae; Streptophyta; Magnoliopsida; Fabales; Fabaceae
Exons: 4
Coding region: 1-2187 (728 amino acids)
Molecular function (GO): zinc ion binding
Source: RefSeq, a predicted model, not a curated record